This is a messenger RNA of Ruditapes philippinarum (Manila clam), 2460 nucleotides long. Its product is annotated as E3 ubiquitin-protein ligase TRIM56-like. Gene Ontology annotation, molecular function: zinc ion binding. The record is from RefSeq and is a predicted model, not a curated record. Bases 14 to 1981 code for a protein of 655 amino acids. Lineage: Eukaryota; Metazoa; Mollusca; Bivalvia; Venerida; Veneridae. The transcript has a single exon.
UAAUCUGAUAUAAAUGGCGACAUCAGAUCAAGUUUUGGUACGUGAUGAGCAUUUUUACUGCAGUAUUUGUUUGGAGAUAUAUGACACACCUAGAACAUUACCGUGUUUACAUUCAUUCUGUCAGGAAUGUUUAAAAGGUUAUAUUCUGAAGAUUACACAGGAUUCACAAACAUUGUUAUGUCCAGUUUGUAGAGCGGACACGAAAACAGAUAAAGUCAGGUUUAAACAGGUUGAAAAGUGGGUGGAGAAUUUUCCAAUUAACUUUACUCUACUUUCGAUUUUGAAAGAUAGAAAACUGGCGAUGAACGCAAAGGUAAACAAUUGUGAGGCGUGUUUAAGGGAGGAUAUCAAGGUUGAGGCUAUUGUUUAUUGUUAUGAUUGUUCUGAAAAACUGUGUGAAGAUUGUAAAAGGCAUCACAAGAAAAAUAAAGUAUUAUCAAAUCAUAAAUUGAUAGACAUAAUUGAUGGAUCGGCGGAAAAGUUAGAUCUUGCAGAAUUCGAAUAUUUAGCAAACCUGUCAAAAUGUCCAUUGCAUGAUACUGAAGAAGUGAAAUAUCUGUGUAAGGACCAUGACCAACUGUGUUGUAAUGAAUGUGCGAUCGUUACUCAUAGAAAAUGUGAAGAUAUGGUAUCUUUAAGUGAAGAAAUAAAAUCAAACAAGGAAGCCAGCAAAGAAUCCGGUAUUGAAAAGAGACUUGAUACCAUUGACGGUGACGUUGAAAAGCUCAUUUCGCAUGAAGCUACGUAUUUAGCAAAGAUUGGUGGGAAAGAAGAUGAAGUGAAAACAUGUUUAAAAGAUCUUAAGGUAAAACUUGAUGCCGCCUUUUGGAAACUUGAAAAGAGGAUCAUGUUGGAAAUGUCAGAAAGGAAACAGGUAUUAUUAAAAGCUAGUUCAUUACAGAGAGAUACAGCAGAACAACUUAAAGAGAACAUUAAACAGUGUGGAGAGAAAAUUAAAAAGGCCAAAGCAAAUGGAACAUCGGUACAUAUAUUUCUUCUUGAAAGAGAAAUUGGUAAACAAGUUUCAGAGUUUGAGAAAACAUUCACAACUCUUCGAGAACAAUCAAGCAAGUCAUUGGUCACACUGUCAGAAGCACAUCCACUUGAAGAUGUAGUAAGACAUGUUGAAAAUCUUUACCAGAUCAAAGAAAUGAACGAUAUGCCAGUUUUGCCUGCAUUUACACAAACUAAAGAUUUCAAGAAUAGGAAACUUACUUUGGAACGUGAGGUCAGUUUGAAUGAGAGCCAGCCAACAUAUUGUGUUUGGGUUGGAAAUUACAUUGUAGUAUCAUUUGUAUCUUCUUCAAAGUUAGUAGCUUACAAAGCAGAUAACGGUUCAUCUGUUACAUCAUAUCAAUGUGAUUCACCUACAUCAGUAACAGCUACUGAGAAUAACGAGUUUGCUGUUGCCUUGACAUCAUUAAACAAAAUAAAUAUUAUGAAAAUUGAACAAAAUAAAAUGACAGUUUUAAGAAGUUUAAACUGUCGACAACCCAACGUUUUAGCUUAUGAUAAAAAGAGCAAAAAUCUUUUGAUAUUGUCUCUGUCUGAAACGGUUAUAAGAAAGAUAACGCUUGAUGGUAAAGAUGCUGGAUUUGUCGAUUUAAGCGGUAUUGAUAGAAAUACAUUGCAAAGUACAUACAACUUAUGUGUUGAUUCUCAGUAUGGUCAUGUCUUAAUUUCUUCACACAGAAUACACAAAUUGCUUUGCUUAGACAUGUCUGGAAAUAUGAUAUUCCAGCAUGAAAUUAAAUAUCCGUGGUCCAUUAUUACAGACUCACAAGGAAAUGCUUAUGUUGCAAGUUAUAGCACAAAUUAUAUUCAACAACUUAGUUCAAACGGGCAAUUGAUUAAAGCAAACAUAUUAGGGGAAUUUAAAGUGAAUUGUCCAAUGGCUAUGUGUUUCAACCAAGAUAUGGAUAAAAUGGUUGUUACGUUUGACGGAAGUGGAGGAUUUUUGAGAUUAUUCAAAUUUGAAUAAGAGUAUUAUAUGAUUAGUAAACACUUGUAAUAUGAGAUCAUAUGGAACCUCAAAGUAGUGGAGUAAUAUGCUUUGUUAGUGAAAAUGUUGGCUUCAAGGUUACUUUUUACUGUGAUUUUUUUUGUACGGAAUCACGGACCUUAAUUGUCAAUUUAAGUUCCGUGACGGAAUAUAUAUUUGAAAUGUUAGAAAUUUUUCUGUGUGCUUUAUGUAUUACAUUUGGUGAUCUCUCUCAUUUGUACUAGAUCAUGAAAAAAGUAAAAUUAAUUUGAUUCUACAACAAGUUGGCAAUACAUGCAUAAUAACUUUAUGUUUCUUUAAAUUAAAUGAAGAUAAAUUACACAAAAUUCAUGAAACAUUUUCUGAGAACAUGUUUGUACAUAUCAGUAAGAUACAUGUUUGAGACAAUUAUUGUCAUGUUUGUUAAUUUAAGAUACAUGUAUGUUUCACAAUAGUUUAUGUUCAUUUAUGAUCAUUAC